AUGGAUCUGAACUCGAUGCUGAACUCGGACAGCGGCGCAGGGGGUGCGUCGAGACGGCCUCAACCGCCGCCGCCGCCGCCCUUGUCCAAACCACCGUCCGCAUCACCCUCCAUGACCAUGACCCCAGCGCCCCAGACCCCCGUGCAACAACAUCCGCAUCACGGCUUCAGGGACUACAGCCAGUCCAUGCACGCGUCGCCGGGUCAGGCCCCGGGGCCCCCGCCGCACGAGUACCACCCCGGGCAUCCGCCACCAGGACCGCCCGCCCAGUAUGCAUCGCCGACUACCCAGCACCCGCCUCCCGGCGCCUUUGCCUCGAGACCCGCGCCUCCGCCGAUCCAGCCUCCCGGCACCAGCAACGACCCGCGGUCGCCGGGCAGUGCCAUGUCCGGCCCGUCGCCCUAUCGCCAUACCCCGACGUCGUCCUUGAGCAGCGCCAGCCAGGGCUACCCUUUCCCGCCGGGCCCGGCACCAGGCCAGCAGCCGCCGCCGAGUCCGCAGCAGCGCCAUCAGUACGGGCCACCUGCGGGCUAUCCUCGCGAUCCGAGAGAGAGCUUUGCAUCUCCAGGAGGUUCGGGGCCCCCCGCCGUCGGGAUGCCGUCGCACCAUGGAUCAGUGUCUUACGGGCAAGGGCCCGUGGCCCAGCAGCCGAUGCCACCACAGACACCACCCGUCACGACGCCUGGUGGCCACCCGUACCUACAGCAGCAGCAGCAGCAGCAGCAGCACCAGAGGUCGCAGUCGGUACAGUCUGCAUCCACGUCGACUCCCACGUCGGGGCACCCUCACCAGUUUGGGGGGCCGACGUAUGGACCACAAAGCGGCAGUCCGGUUGCGACGGCGCAUUCUUCUCUUCCGCAUUUCGACCACAGAGAUCAAAGGCAGACGUCCCAACCGCCCACACCUCUGGGGCCGCCUGCGGCUCCACGACAGUCACCGGGCAACUUUGCCCAACCGUCGAGUCCCUACCAACAACGAAUGUCCACCUCGUCCGCCGCUGCUGCGCUACCGCAAUCGCCGUACACCACUCCCCAUCCCCCUCCGCCGCAAAAACACCCGGGCCUGCAGCUGCAGCAACACCAACACCAACAACCCUCUCCCCCACCGCCCUACUCGACCUCCAUCCCGCAACAGACCCCCAACAGCGGCCACUACGACGCCGUCAGCGACUCGCAUCGUCGGUCACAGUCACACACGUCGCACGAACGCGACCGCAGCGUCAGUGUCUCACCCAAGACGCGCAUUCCGAGCCUCACCGGAAGCCUGAGUGGUACCGCCCCUGGCCCGCGCCCGUCCUCCGUAGCCGGCAGCGAAAACUCGGAUCUGCAUUACCAGCAGGGCCACCCAGCACCGGUCGUGGCCCAGAUGCCUGCCGUGAACCGAGAAGGCACACCCGCCAAACGGAAACUCGACGACAGAGAUCUCAGGCCCGACGAGGUAGACGGCGGCAGCAACAGACGGCCCCCGCCGCCUCAGUUGAACGGCAACCACACUGCGUCGUCCGUCUCGCAGUCAGCCUCUCCUGUCGCGGGCCGGCGAAACAAGAUCCGCCACGCACAAGUUCCCGUCUGGGCUCAGAGCGGUAAGGGCCACCCACCCAACGUCAGCCGCAACUACGUGCUCAAGAGCAAGAGCCACGGCGGUGCUGCCAGUCGCCCGGCCCAGGUCAACGGCCACGCCCAGCAGCCUCCCGCUCCCACUGUGGACGGAGCCAUGGGCAUCAAAUCCGAACACGCCUCGCGCCACGCCUCCCCAGAGGCUGCCCGCAGGCCGGAAGAUGCUUACCCGACCAUCGGUCAUGACAACCGGGCCUGGAAGCUGCUUGACGGGCGGCCAUUCCCUCUCGAGCCCGUCUGCCUCAACGCGCCGCUCGAUCAUGUGGCCAAAUCGAUUGCCGAUUGGCUUUACGUCAACAUCAUGCACAGCGAGCAUUUUCACCAGGUCCAGAGCAGGCAGAUCCAGUGGGAGAUCGAGGCCAAGUUUGGCACAAUCAUUGACAGGCAAACAAACCACCGUGUUCACUACCCGGUCAACGGCGAAUGCAUCAUGACCGAGGAAGCCAACAUUGCGUUCAGGAGUAGCAUGACCUUGGCGCAACACCGCUCCUACAAUGAAUGGCUCAAUGCCUUGCUGGCCACGACGCAUCCCCGAAACCCUAACAAUAAGCCGUAUCAGCACGUGCCCAUAUCCUACAAGCAUCGCAAGGAGGUCGAUCAUUUCUAUGAGCUGCCCAGCGCCUUGUACCAGCGGGUCCCGGCCGCGCUGAGCUCCCUUGCACAAUCUAAGCAGCCGUUGAAGGCUCGCGUCACUACGAAUCAGGAGACGGGCGACGUGAUCGCCAAGAUCAUCAAGGCUCGCAUUGUCGACCUGAACAUCCACCUCCCCAUGACCCAAUUCGAUUGCCGCAUCAGCAUCAACCUCGAGUGGGACUGGGACGGUCCCGCUGAAGAGAUUGUCAACAAUCAUCCACAACAUCGCGAGCGCCAACCCGACCGUGCCAAGGACCGCAUGAGCUACAACCAGGGCCAUUUCCAGGUUGAUCUGACCCAAGUAUCGCAAGUCAACACACGCACCGGACAGACUGAGAAGGAACACGAAUUGGAGGUCGAGAUGGAUGCCAACAUGCUGAUCGAGCAGGCUAUGAGGGCGGCGGAAGACAAGACAAAUCUAUACGAGGAGCUGAUCGAAGGCUUCGUUAAUAAUAUCAGGGGCUUGGCGAGAAAGGUAUUUACUGAAAACAGUUGA
This is a messenger RNA of Neoarthrinium moseri, 2745 nucleotides long. RefSeq lists its product as uncharacterized. Gene Ontology annotation, cellular component: mRNA capping enzyme complex. Gene Ontology annotation, molecular function: polynucleotide 5'-phosphatase activity. Lineage: Eukaryota; Fungi; Ascomycota; Sordariomycetes; Amphisphaeriales; Apiosporaceae. The transcript has 2 exons. The record is from RefSeq and is a predicted model, not a curated record. Gene Ontology annotation, biological process: polynucleotide 5' dephosphorylation; 7-methylguanosine mRNA capping. Bases 1 to 2745 code for a protein of 914 amino acids.